CUCUCAUGUUUGUAGUUGAAAAAUCUGAAUUUCAAAGUUCUCUCUCUAAUUAAUCACUCUGAACAAACAAUCCACCCAAGAAAGGCACUUAACCCCAAACCCUUCAGUUGAGUGUCUGUCACCUCAUCUGGGUAGAUUGCAACAAGUGCCCAAACUUUCUCUCUCUAAACCAGAAGUGCCCUAACUCUCUCUCUCUCUCUCUCUCUCUUCCUCUGCAUCAGUGCCAUGGGACUCAGCCCCAAGACCCAAUAUGUGUGGCUUCUACUCAUUCGGGUGUCCCUUAUUUACGAGAAGCAGCAGUAAAUGCCCUAAUCUAUUCUCUAGAAAGAUAAUCUCUCUCUCUCUCUCUCUCUUUUUGUGGGGUGCAUGAAUUUCAAGCUCAGAAGCCUGGAUGUUUGUGAUGAAAAUGCCAUGGGUUGUUUGAGAAUCCCAAUGCCACAUGUUAAUGGUCUCUCUUUCAGAUGAACAAGUUGCUUUAUCAGAGACUGAAGAGUUCUAAAAACCAGAAUUUUCUUCCAAUGGGGGAAGCCACUACUUCAUAUUAUCAGGAAUUCAUUGGAGAUGCGCCUAGGCUAGACAAGUACAAGAAAGUUUCGGUUCUGCCUCUAAUUUUCCUCAUAUAUUAUGAGGUGUCUGGUGGGCCAUUUGGGGUAGAAGAUAGUGUACAAGCCGGAGGCCCUCUUUUAGCCCUUCUUGGCUUCCUGGUUUUUCCUGUUAUAUGGAGCAUUCCAGAAGCUUUGAUCACUGCUGAAAUGGGCACCAUGUUCCCUGAAAAUGGGGGUUAUGUUGUUUGGGUUUCAUCGGCCUUGGGCCCAUUUUGGGGUUUUCAACAAGGGUGGAUGAAAUGGCUAAGUGGGGUCAUUGACAAUGCUUUGUACCCAGUUUUGUUCUUGGACUACUUAAAAUCAGCAGUUCCAGUUCUUGGUGAAGGUUAUCCUAGAGCUGUUACUGCUUUUCUUUUGACGGUUGCACUCACAUAUAUGAAUUACAGGGGUUUGCACAUUGUAGGAUGGACUGCUGUUUCAUUAGGUGUGUUUUCAUUGCUUCCUUUUGUUGUUAUGAGUUUAUUGGCCUUACCAAGACUGGACAUGUCGAGAUGGUUUGUGGUUGAUAUGAGGAAUGUGGAUUGGAAUUUGUACCUGAAUACUCUGUUUUGGAACUUGAAUUAUUGGGACUCCAUUAGCACUCUUGCGGGUGAGGUUGAGAACCCAAGGAGAACCUUGCCCAAAGCGCUUUUUUAUGCCUUGAUUUUGGUUGUUUCGGGGUAUUUUGUGCCUCUUUUGACUGGAAUUGGAGCUGUGAAGCUUGAUAGAGAGGUGUGGAGUGAUGGAUAUUUUGCCGAUUUGGCAAAGAUUCUUGGUGGUGUCUGGUUAAGGUGGUGGAUGGAAGCGGCCGCUGCCUUAUCAAACAUGGGAAUGUUUGUUGCAGAGAUGAGCAGUGAUUCUUUUCAGCUGUUAGGGAUGGCUGAGAGGGGAAUGUUGCCUGAAUUCUUUGCAAAGAGGUCACGUAAUGGAACCCCAUCGAUCGGGAUUUUGUUUUCAGCAUCUGGGGUGGUUUUAUUAUCUUGGUUGAGCUUUCAAGAGAUUGUUGCAGCUGAGAAUUACCUAUAUUGUUUUGGUAUGAUUUUGGAGUUUGUGGCUUUCAUUCGGCUGAGAAUACAAAACCCAACCGCUUCACGACCUUAUAAGGUGCCUUUUGGAACUGUUGGUUCCAUUUUGAUGUGCAUUCCUCCUACGGCUUUAAUAUGUGUGGUUUUAGCAGUUGCUUCUCUCAAGGUCAUGGCUAUAAGCUUGGCGGCUGUGAUGUUUGGCUUCAUCUUGUAUCUGCUUAUUGGCUACAUAAAAAAGAAGCAACUCGUGAGAUUCUCUAUCUGCUCUGACCUCCCAGAUCUUCAAGAAAGUAGGCAUGAUUCUAGUGAACCAGUAAUUUGAGUUUGGGUCUUCUUCUGGGCAUGGGUAACAAGGACUAGAGUUGUUUGAAGUGGGAUGACAUGAGCAUGUCUAUGUGUUUUGCUGCUUUGUUUCUAAUAAGGAUUUUCAUGCCUAGCUAGUUUCUCAUCCAACCAGCCAUGUUUAAGAAUAAUGGAGACUCCAAUUUUAUAAAUAUCUUGUUUUGGUUGGACCAUUAUGUUAACUUAGUUUACUUUCUGUCCUGAGUCGUUGUUAUUGGAGAUUGGUUGUGUUUUGUUAAGAGGAAAUGUGUUAGGGAAGGGUUUUAGGAAAUUCAGUGUGAAUGUCCUUGUGGGUGGCUUUCAGGUACUGCAUUAUAUAUGUAACAAAAUGAAGUUGGAAUACAUGGAUUGUGUGAUUGCCAUCUUCAUCAUAGGCUUCACCAUGCACACUAUCAUACAAAAAUUGAUACUCAUGAAGGUUUGAAGCUGUAAAGAAAUGACACUUACUACUUGUAAUAAUUGUAGGAUUGUUUGGUGUUUACACAUGUGGUCUUGGUUGUCCCUCGCGUGGUGGAUAUUUGUACGAGUUGGGCACCUCAUCUAUCGAGGCACUGCUAUCUAUCGUGGCACUGCUAUCAGACGUAGCAAAUAGCAAAUAUUUAUUGAAGUUAUGGUUGUGGUGGUGUAAUGUGUUUUUAGUACUUAAAUAUUGUCACUUACCAGGUA
Amborella trichopoda is the source of this 2617-nucleotide messenger RNA. Its product is annotated as putative polyamine transporter At1g31830. The record is from RefSeq and is a predicted model, not a curated record. Gene Ontology annotation, biological process: transmembrane transport. Gene Ontology annotation, cellular component: membrane. Gene Ontology annotation, molecular function: transmembrane transporter activity. NCBI's taxonomy places the organism in Eukaryota, Viridiplantae, Streptophyta, Magnoliopsida, Amborellales, Amborellaceae.